Molecule: messenger RNA, 1901 nt
Organism: Oreochromis niloticus (Nile tilapia)
Lineage: Eukaryota; Metazoa; Chordata; Actinopteri; Cichliformes; Cichlidae
Product: mitochondrial folate transporter/carrier
Exons: 7
Coding region: 260-1237 (325 amino acids)
Biological process (GO): transmembrane transport; nucleotide transport
Source: RefSeq, a predicted model, not a curated record
UUCCUUAAUAAUAACAGCAAGGUCGAGCACUGGCUCUGCGACUUGACACUUGGAGAGUGCGUUACACCUGUGAGGUACCUCCGCAUGUUAGAAACGUGGUGCGUCAUUAGCACAGAGAUAUGAGGAAGCUUUUCCGUCCUCGUACUGUUUGUAAACUCGCCUCAGUUUUAUAGAGAGAGUUACAUUUUGACACGGUGCGUGCUUGCGGUGUUGUAAACAGUACUAGCCGGUAGGAUCUAGCUAGCUACCCAAGUUGCCCAUGAGCUCCGCUCCAAAUCACGGUCCCGUUUCAGAGACAGGACUGCCCGGCAAACCCGUGUCUGCUGUCUCGUUCGGCGGACGACUACAGAAGGUCUUUAGCCAUGUGAGGGUAGAAAACCUGAUCGCGGGACUCAGCGGGGGAGUGGUGUCAACGCUCGUGCUUCAUCCCCUGGACCUGGUCAAAAUCAGGUUUGCAGUAAGUGAUGGACUUGAAUUAAGACCGAAGUAUAGUGGCAUGCUGCACUGCAUGAAGAGUGUCUGGCAGCAGGAGGGACUGAGAGGACUCUAUCAAGGCGUGACACCCAACGUUUGGGGUGCUGGUGCAUCUUGGGGCCUCUACUUCUUCUUCUACAAUGCAAUCAAAGGGUACACAAAGGAAGGUCGUCAGGCUGAACUGAGUGCCACAGAAUACCUGGUGUCAGCGGCUGAAGCUGGCAUCCUCACACUCACCCUUACCAACCCAAUCUGGGUGACCAAGACCCGGUUGGUGCUGCAGUACAGUGCUGACCGAAAUAGCAAGCAGUACAAGGGGAUGUUUGAUGCUUUGGUUAAGAUCUACCGCCAUGAAGGAGUGUCUGGACUCUACAAGGGUUAUGUUCCCGGUCUGCUCGGCACGUCUCACGGAGCACUGCAGUUCAUGGCCUACGAAGAGCUCAAGAGAGACUACAACAAAUACAGAAAAGCACAUUCAAACGCAAAGCUGAACCCAUUGGAAUACAUCACAAUGGCAGCAUUAUCCAAAAUAUUUGCCGUGGCCACAACAUACCCAUAUCAAGUGGUGCGAGCUCGCCUGCAAGACCAGCACAAUAGAUACAACGGAGUUAUUGAUGUCGUCAGACGGACAUGGAGGAAUGAAGGCACCCUUGGUUUCUACAAAGGCAUCAUCCCCAACUUGAUCCGCGUCACCCCAGCCUGUUGCAUCACCUUCGUGGUUUACGAGAACGUGUCUCACUUUUUUCUCGGGCAAAAUAAAUGAGGUUUUAAAAGCAGGGCACGGACUGCCCCGAAUGCUGCAAACUCGUGCUGACACGUUGGUGCCGUGCGGAGGAGAUGCAGGGGAGGACCGUGUUGAUCAACACCAAGCUGUCGUCGUCCAGUACGUGUAAAUGUGCUGAAGUGAAAAUCACUCAUGUGCACUGAAAAUAAGUGUUGCCAAAUGGAGCAGCAACAGUUUUUCUUCUUUUUUUUUUUCAAUACAACUUUCUGACAGUCUGUGAAAAAUGGCAGAGAUCUUUCUGUGAUUCAGACACACAAUUAAGUUAUAGGGAGCAUGUCUGUUGCUGUUCACCUUUAUGGGGACAAUGCUGCUUUAAUAGUUGUUGUUUGUUUUUUUUAAAUACUGGUAGCGUGAGGGUCUUUUCUAAAGAGGUGGAUGACUGAAAUAUGUCAUCAUGCAGCAGUUUUGUUUACACUUUAUGCUUUCUGGCAACAGAGAGAUACAGUCUCAACUAUAAAACUAUGAAAAACUUCAUUAUAAACAUCAAAUUCAUGAUCGGCUCAGGUUCAGAUGUUGCAGGUGUGUGAAAUGAUUUGCCUGAUGAGAGCUUUGAGCCCUCACACAUUUUUUUUCCUGACGUUUUUGUCAUUGUAUCAGCUGUGCUUUAUAAGAUUUUAUUAUAAAAUCUAAAAUGUGCUUUAAA